Molecule: messenger RNA, 651 nt
Organism: Phodopus roborovskii (desert hamster)
Lineage: Eukaryota; Metazoa; Chordata; Mammalia; Rodentia; Cricetidae
Gene: Ccl24
Product: C-C motif chemokine ligand 24
Exons: 3
Coding region: 60-419 (119 amino acids)
Biological process (GO): G protein-coupled receptor signaling pathway; cellular response to tumor necrosis factor; lymphocyte chemotaxis
Cellular component (GO): extracellular region
Molecular function (GO): CCR chemokine receptor binding; chemokine activity
Source: RefSeq, a predicted model, not a curated record
GUCCCUCUUUCCUGCACCCCAGCUUUGACCUCUGAGCCGAGGCCUCUAAUCUCCAAGACAUGGCAAGCCCAACCACCAUCGUCGCCAGUCUUCUACUCCUGGUAGCUUGCACGUGCUGCAUCUGCCCUACAGACUCUGUGAUCAUCCCCUUUUCUUGCUGCAUGUCCUUUAUUACCAAGGAAAUCCCAGGAAACCAAGUGGUUAGCUACCAGUUGGCCAAUAGCAGCAUCUGCCCCAAGACGGGAGUAAUCUUCAUCACCAAGAGGGGCCAUAAGUUCUGCAGUGACCCCAAGUUGCCAUGGGUCCAGAGGCACAUACGGAACCUGGAUGCCAAGAGAAAGCAACCUUCGGCAGCUGCCAAGGCACCUAGCGCCAGGUUUCCCAUCCAGAGACACCGUGGCAACAGCACUGGGAUUUAAUCGCCUCUCCUCUGUCCCUGAACUUGGACAACGGUCUUGACUCCUUGACAGGCUGCUGGGCUCGGCACACCAGCUGGGAUGAGGCCUGAGUUCAUUUUGCCAUUCUCAGCAUUUCUUUUAGGGAAUGUAUUUAUAUUUUGUGAUAACCCGAGGAAGCGCAAAGCGUGCCAGAGUUCUGGUGUUUCCUGUGCUGAGUAAGAAGGAUCUAGAAGAAUGACAUUAGUCAUUCUGU